GGACACUCUACCCCUCCAGUCUUUGCCCCCACCCAGGCCUCGGCUUUGGGAAAGCGUUUCUAGGAGACCGCGCCCGCCGGUUGCGCCUGCGCGGUUGACGCUGCCAGGGGGCGGGCGGACGGGCGGCGGGGCUGGGCGGCUGGUAGUUCCUGCUGGGCCUGGGUCCUUGGGUCCGCCCGGCUCUCUCGCUCCAUGGUACGCUUGUGAGUGGCGCUGCCGGCGGACGUCUGCUCGGGAUGGAGCAUAUCCGUACGACCAAGGUUGAGCAAGUGAAAUUACUUGACCGAUUCAGUACCAGCAACAAGUCGCUAACAGGAACACUCUAUCUUACAGCCACACAUCUAUUAUUUAUAGACUCUCAUCAGAAAGAAACCUGGAUAUUGCACCACCAUAUUGCCUUAGUAGAGAAACUAGCUUUGACUACUUCUGGAUGCCCACUUGUGAUUCAGUGCAAGAACUUCAGGAUUGUGCAUUUCAUUGUUCCCAGAGAAAGAGAUUGCCAUGAUAUUUACAAUUCUUUGCUACAACUAUCAAAACAAGCAAAAUACGAAGAUCUCUAUGCAUUCUCUUACAAUCCCAAACAAAAUGAUUCGAAACGACUACAAGGUUGGGAGCUCAUUGAUCUUGCUGAGGAAUAUAAGAGGAUGGGAGUGCCAAAUUCAAACUGGCAGCUGUCUGAUGCCAACCGAGAAUACAAGAUUUGUGAAACUUAUCCCAGAGAACUUUAUGUUCCCCGAAUAGCAAGCAAACCAAUAAUUGUUGGUAGUUCCAAAUUCCGGAGCAAGGGAAGAUUCCCAGUUCUUUCCUAUUAUCAUCACAAUAAAGAGGCUGCCAUUUGUCGAUGUAGUCAACCACUAUCAGGAUUCAGUGCCAGGUGCCUGGAGGAUGAACAUUUGCUUCAAGCCAUUAGUAAAGCCAAUCCAGUCAAUCGCUAUAUGUAUGUCAUGGAUACCAGGCCCAAACAUCGAAUGCAGAGCUGGUGGGCUACACAAAAGGACAUUGGCAGAAUUAUAGUGAGGAUUUCUUCAAAAAUCUGGAAUGAUGAGAAAAUAAGAGAAAGCGAUGAGAAAAAGCGACUGAAUGCAAUGGCCAACAGAGCAGCUGGAAAAGGUUAUGAAAAUGAAGACAACUAUUCUAACAUUAGAUUUCAGUUUGUUGGAAUUGAAAAUAUUCAUGUCAUGCGGUCCAGCCUUCAAAAAUUAUUGGAAGUCAAUGGUACCAAAGGGCUUUCUGUCAGUGAUUUCUACUCUGGUUUGGAGAGCUCAGGAUGGCUUCGCCAUAUCAAAGCUGUUAUGGACGCUGCAAUCUUCUUAGCCAAAGCAAUAAUGGUUGAAAAUGCAAGUGUGUUGGUACAUUGUUCUGAUGGUUGGGAUAGGACUUCCCAGGUUUGUUCCCUUGGCUCUCUUUUACUGGAUUCCUACUACAGAACAAUCAAAGGAUUCAUGGUUUUAAUAGAAAAGGAUUGGAUCUCUUUUGGACAUAAGUUUUCAGAGAGGUGUGGCCAUUUGGAUGGUGACCCAAAGGAAGUCUCACCGGUGUUUACUCAGUUCUUGGAGUGUGUGUGGCAUUUGACCGAACAGUUCCCACAAGCCUUUGAAUUCAAUGAAGAGUUUCUUCUUCAGAUCCAUGAACAUAUUCAUUCUUGCCAGUUUGGAAACUUCCUUGGAAAUUGUCAGAAGGAAAGAGAAGAGCUCAAGUUAAAGGAAAAGACUUACUCCCUGUGGCCAUUUCUCCUGGAUGACCAAAAGAAGUACUUAAAUCCUCUCUACAGUUCUAAAUCUCCGGAAUUUUCAGUUUUGGAGCCAAAUACAGUAUCUUUCAAUUUUAAGUUUUGGAGAAACAUGUACCACCAAUUUGAUCGAACAUUGCAUCCUAGACAGUCCGUGUUUAAUAUAAUUAUGGAUAUGGAUGAGCAAAAUAAACAGUUAGAGAAAGACAUUAAAGACUUAGAAUCUAAAAUUAAGCAAUGUAAAAAUAAGCAAACAGAUGGAAUUCUCACCAAGGAGUUACUGCCUUCAGUUCAUCCUGAAUCACCUACCCUCAAAACUUCCUUGUGUUUCAAGGAGCAAACUCUGUUGCCUGUGAAUCACGCUCUUCGAACUAUAGAGGGCAGCAACCCAGCAGAUAAUCGUUACAGGGAAUAUGCUGAAGAGUUCUCCAAGUCGGAACCUGGUGUGGUUAGCUUGGAGUAUGGUGUGGCCAGAAUGACCUGUUAGAUCUGCAGAGUAUUUUCUGGACUGACUGUAAUGCAAGACGUGGAUUCUUGUGAGAAUGAUCUGUGCACGUGACCAAAAGGAAUUUGUCAAGUAAUGAUCUUAGAGCUUAAUAGUUGAAGAAAGGAUAAUAACUGCUCUUGUGAGAGAAAUAAGUCAGUUUAAUUGCAUUUCCAGCAGAGAAUGACUUUCAGUUCUUUAAGAAAUGAGUGGUGGUGGCUGAUUCAUUCAAAACACAAUUUGUACUGUAUACUAGUGAAUUGACAUUUCUGUAUGAUUUAUAUGUUAAAAUUACAGCCAAACAUGAAUAGCUUUCCUUAACUAUAAUUGUCAGGAAACGAAACUCGACAAAGUUCUCCCUUACUUAAUAAUUGACAUGGCAUGUACUUUUGAUUAUAUAACUCUGUAACUAUGGGUAUUUACAUAUUUUGCCUAUUAGUAAUGUUAACGUUGAAGUGCCAUGAAAAAUACUUUAAGAAAGCCUUAAAAUCUCGGUUUAUUCUUUACCCUUAAGUUUUAUAGCUAAGAGCAGGUUUUGGUUUUUUGGGUUUUUUUCUUUUGGUCAAUUUGGAAAGAAUUGCAGUGUCGUUACUACGGGGGCUGCAUGCUACAACACUCCUGUGGAAACAGAUGUGCACGUACAUUGUUAAGUUCAUGGUCAGCUGCUCCCACGUCCAUAUUCAAAAUUAACGAAACUGAAGGUUUUAUUCUGAUUACAGUUUAUGCAGUACUACCUUUGAUGACAUUAUUUACAACUUAGAUUAUUGAUAUCUUGAAUAUGUACAAACAUAUUUGAGUAUCUUUUAUGUAUGGAUUACUGCAUCCUUUUAAUUCUUACUUGGUGGCUUCAGUUGGCUUUAUUCUUUGGAUAACUGUGUAACUUUAAAAAGCCAAGGCUCUAAAACUGUUCUUAGACGAAAUGAAGAAUGUGUGUGUAUACACACACACAUACUGUUUUAUCUUUCAGUGAGUUGCUCUUCCUAGAACAAACUCCGUUCCCCCCAAAUUUGGGGGUUAAAAAAGGGAAGUACUGAUAGUUUAGAUUUUGCUUGGUUGCAUGAAUUUUAAAGCAGCCAUUUCUAUGUGGAACAUUUUUUUUCUUCUCCGUUAACAUAGGAAUAAAAAAGGAAAAUUAAGAAUAGCCUAGUACAAAGUUAAUGUUUAGCAAAAACAACUUAAAUGCUAGGAAAAGUUUCAUUUUGCCAUGUUAAAUUAACUGUUCUGUGUGCUAGUAACAUAUCUUUAAAUGACCAAAAAAAAAAAAAAAAGGCAAAAAAAAAAAAACAAAACCAACAAUUCACAUGCAAUUGAUGGUAUCACCCAGCUGGCUUUAAAAUUGAAGGUUUAAGUAACAUGACUGGCAAGAGGUAUGAUUCAGGAGUAGUAGGAAACCUGGGUAGAAUCCCUAAUGCUUCUCUUUACUGUACUUAUAUCUAUUAUAUUAGUUUUGAGCAUAAAUAUCUUUUUCAAAUGGAAAAAAAGCUUUAUUGUAUGAGAACUUAACUAAUCUGUUUAUUUUUCCAAUGCUUUUGUGUAAUGUAUUAUGUAAUAAGAAAAAUACUUCUUUUUAAACAGUAACAGAAAUGUACCAUAAAAUAUAGUUUGUGAUUUAGCCAAGCCUAUUUCCAUACUUAAGCACUGGGACAGGAAUCUUAAUCUUUGUGACCACAAAGGGAAACUUUUGUGCCUUGUUACUUGGUUCUAGUUACUGAUUAUGGUUUUAGAAUCUUCCAUGGCAGACUUCUUAUAUUCAAGUGUUUUUUUGUUGUUGUUUAAUAUCUUCAACUUCAGGCAUAUACAUGUGUUUAUGUGCUCACACAUGGACUGAGAAGUCAGUUAACAUCUUAAGUGACCUACGGGGUAUAUGUUGGCAAAAAGCGGAUUAUGUAUAUGUCUUAGAAAAAUUUACGUUCAGUGUAUUUGGGAAUGUAUAGCAUGUAAAUUAUUACAUAUUAUUUAAAGGUAAUUAAAUGUUCAUAUUUUACUUUGGAUGUUUUUCUUUUAAAAAAAAAAACAACAAACGGGAUCAAGUUGUGAUUGUUUUUUUCUUUCCUCACUUAGGCAAAUGGACCUGCACAUUAUACUAAUCAUAACACUAUAAGGUUUAAGCAAGUCAUUUUCCAAAAGGUUGACAAUGUUGAUAAGUAACAACAUAUAAAAAUAAUUUCCAAAAAAAAUAAUUUCCAAAAUAUUAAAAUAGGCAUAGUGGGCUAAAAGAUACAGCAGAUAUAGUUGAUAAUGUCACUUAAUUUUCGUGGAAGGCAGUGUCCAGUGAAUAUAUACAUGUAAUUCAAGGUAAAAUGUAGAUCGGGAGAUAAACAUGAUGAAGAAAAUGACUUUCAGGAAAGAGUUUAUAUGGAAGUGUUUUUGAAAGGUUAGCUAGGCCAGAAGUAGCUCAGGGAACCCUAACUAAAUAAAGAUGGAGGGAAGUCUAUUUUGUUGUUGUUAAAGUUCUCUUUACUUGGUAGAGUAGCAGGGCAGGGGGUUAGUAUCAGGGAACCCCUCCUUUUUUCUUUGAAGACUUUUUUUUAAGAGAAGUUUUAAGUUCACCACAAAAUUGAGGUAAGGUCCAGAAAUUUCUUAUAUACCCCACCAGAGUAGUACAUUUGUUAAAAUUGAUGAACCUGCACUAACACAUCAUAUUCACCCCAAGUCCAUAGUUUACCUUAGGGUUCAAUUCUUGUUAUUGUAUAUUCUGUGGGUUUUGGACACUGUGUAAUGACCUUUAUAGUAUCAUACAGGGUAUUUUUCAUGGCCCAAAAAUCCACUGUGCACUGCCUAUUAAUCCCACCCUAUCCUCAAGCCCCUGGCAACCACUGAUCUUUAUAUUGUCUCCAUAGUUUUACCAUUUCUAGAGUGUCACAUAGUAGGGAUCAUAUAGUGUAUGGCCUUUCAGAUCAAUGUCUUUUACUUAAUAAAUGCAUAUCAGGUUCUGUUUUUUCAUGUCCUGAUAGCUCAUUCAUUUUUUAGUACUGAGUAAUAUUCCAACAUCUGGAUGUACAUUGCAUUGUCUGGAUAAAUAGUUUGUUCAUUCACCUAUUGUAGGACACCUGGCUUGCUUCCAAGUUACAGCAAUUGUGAAUAAAGUUGGCUUUAAA
This is a messenger RNA of Mustela erminea (ermine), 5311 nucleotides long. It is a transcript of the gene MTMR6, whose product is annotated as myotubularin related protein 6. Bases 237 to 2216 code for a protein of 659 amino acids. NCBI's taxonomy places the organism in Eukaryota, Metazoa, Chordata, Mammalia, Carnivora, Mustelidae. Gene Ontology annotation, biological process: dephosphorylation. The transcript has 15 exons. The record is from RefSeq and is a predicted model, not a curated record. Gene Ontology annotation, cellular component: nuclear envelope. Gene Ontology annotation, molecular function: phosphatidylinositol-3,5-bisphosphate phosphatase activity.